This is a messenger RNA of Photinus pyralis (common eastern firefly), 946 nucleotides long. Its product is annotated as farnesol dehydrogenase-like. The transcript is spliced from 4 exons. Gene Ontology annotation, molecular function: oxidoreductase activity. Lineage: Eukaryota; Metazoa; Arthropoda; Insecta; Coleoptera; Lampyridae. The record is from RefSeq and is a predicted model, not a curated record. Bases 186 to 926 code for a protein of 246 amino acids.
GCCCUGUGUAGCCGCAAAUAAAAGCUACCAGUAGUCAAAGGUUAAUCAGGUUUUAGUUGAUUGACAACUAGGAAAGUACAACGUGUAGGCGUGUCAAAGAGGUCCUUGAGGCAUAUCUAUCACCUGAUAAUAUGUAAUCGCCUCCAACAUGCACAUGAGUAUUCAUUACAUAUCGGCUUAGCAACAUGAACAGGUGGGAAGGUAAGGUGGCCAUCGUGACCGGUACCACUUCGGGAAUCGGAUCCGUAAUUGCUGAACAAUUGGUGGAUGCUGGGCUGAUAGUUGUAGGGCUUGCCAGGCGUAAAGAUAGAGGAGAGGAAUUGGCCCGGGCUCUAGAAGGAAGAAAGGGAAGGUACUACCAUUUAACAGCCGACGUUGCCAAGGAGGAGGAUGUACUAAACGCUUAUAAAUGGAUUGGGGAGAAUUUGGGUCCCGUCCAUGUUCUGGUGAAUAAUGCGGGAGUAUUGAGGAAUACAAGUCUGUGUGACGGAAACACGACCGAUUGGAAGGCUAUGCUCGAUCUCAACGUUGUGGGACUAUGCAUGAUGACCAGGGAAGCAGUGAGAUGUAUGAAGGCUAACAACGUCGAUGGUCACAUAGUGCAUGUUAAUAGCCUCGCCGGCCACAUGGUUCCAGUACCGACAGCGGCCCACGUAUACACAGCCAGCAAGCACGGCGUAACUGCGCUGACAGAGGCUUUAAGGCAGGAACUGAUCGCAUGUGGAAGCCGGAUAAAAAUUUCGAGCGUUAGCCCUGGGCUUGUCGAAUCUGAGAUAUUUACACAAGGAGAAAAUCCGGCGCCUUUAGAAGCCCUGGAAAACAGACCGAUGUUAAAGGCGAAAGAUGUUGCAGAUGUGGUUUGUUACAUCAUUUCGACACCGCCACACGUUCAGGUUCACGAUAUCCUGUUGAGAGCAUGUUAUUAAAGUUAACUGCAAUACAUAAA